This is a messenger RNA of Naegleria lovaniensis, 282 nucleotides long. RefSeq lists its product as uncharacterized. NCBI's taxonomy places the organism in Eukaryota, Heterolobosea, Eutetramitea, Acrasida, Naegleriidae. The coding region runs from base 1 to 282 and encodes 93 amino acids. The transcript has a single exon. The record is from RefSeq and is a predicted model, not a curated record.
AUGCUUUCAUUUACUGCAGGAAUUGUAGGAGGUGUUUAUAUUGCCCAACGAUACGACAUGGAAAAAGUCAUCAGUGAAUUCAAGCCCACCAUUUGUCAAGAAGAAUUGCAAGGCGAUUUAUGGGAUCGUGUGAAAAAGUAUGAAGAAAAAUGUCGAAGACAUGAACCUUCUACACAAGAGAGCACUUCAUCUUCAAUGAAUAUAACCAACGACCUUUCAAAUUCUCAAUCUCCUCCUAACGACCCUCAACAAGAAAUCAAAAACUGCAGCAGCAAGAACUGA